This is a messenger RNA of Nilaparvata lugens (brown planthopper), 426 nucleotides long. RefSeq lists its product as uncharacterized. Bases 1 to 426 code for a protein of 141 amino acids. The transcript has a single exon. The record is from RefSeq and is a predicted model, not a curated record. NCBI's taxonomy places the organism in Eukaryota, Metazoa, Arthropoda, Insecta, Hemiptera, Delphacidae.
AUGACCAAAAGUUACCAGCCAAAAUUGAAUAUUUGCAAUGACAGGAAUGGAAAUGCUUUGACAGAGGAAGAUAAGGUGUUGGAUAGAUGGGCGGAAUAUUUUGAGAUUGCACUGAAUGAACAACAGAGAAAUGAGGAUGAAGAAAAUAGAACCUUUCUUGGACCGGAAAUUAAUGUGGAAGAGCCUACUCAUGAUGAAGUAAAGAGUGUUAUUGGACGACUCAAUAACAGUAGAGCUCCAGGAAAUAACCAGAUAAUAGCUGAGCUGAUAAAACAUGGUGGAAAAGGGCUGAGCAGGGAGCUGCAUGAACUGAUUUGCCAAGUCUGGAAAGAGGAAGUGAUGACAGGUGAUUGGAAUGUUGGAAUCAUUGUCCCCAUAUAUAUAAGAAAGGAAACAAGAAGGAGUGCUGCAACUACAGAGCCAUAA